Molecule: messenger RNA, 1521 nt
Organism: Debaryomyces hansenii CBS767
Lineage: Eukaryota; Fungi; Ascomycota; Pichiomycetes; Serinales; Debaryomycetaceae
Gene: URK1
Product: uridine kinase
Exons: 1
Coding region: 1-1521 (506 amino acids)
Cellular component (GO): cytoplasm
Molecular function (GO): ATP binding; kinase activity
Source: RefSeq, a predicted model, not a curated record
AUGCCAAACGAAACAACCAAGGCAAGAAGGUCAUCAAGAAUAUCACCAUAUCAUGAAGACUCAUCGUCUUUUUUUAACAUUGCUUCUGUAUUAGAUAAACAAAAAGAUACCCAACAGAUAAAUACAGAUCUGGAAAAAUGUUCAUAUAUUCCACCCUGGACGGAGCCAUAUAUUAUUGGUAUAGCUGGUAAUUCAGGAUCCGGGAAGACUUCUUUAUCUCAAAAGAUUAUACAAGAAAUCAAUCAACCUUGGACAGUCUUAUUAUCAUUUGAUAAUUUUUAUAAUCCGUUGAGUCAAGAAGAAAGACAGAAAGCAUUUAGUAAUGAAUUUGAUUUUGAUACACCAGAUUCACUUGAUUUAGAUCUAUUAUAUAAUGUGGUGAAAUCUUUGAAAAGUGGUGAAAAGACUGAAAUUCCAAUCUAUUCAUUUACUAAGCAUGAUAGAACAGACAAAACGACUACAAUAUACGGAGCUAAUGUUAUUGUAAUAGAGGGAAUUUAUGCUUUGUAUGAUCAAAGACUACUCGACUUAAUGGAUAUUAAGAUCUAUGUCGAUACAGAUCUUGAUAUUUGUCUUGCCAGACGAUUAACAAGAGAUAUUUUAUAUAGAGGAAGAGACUUAUCUGGUGCUAUGAAGCAGUGGGAAACAUUUGUGAAGCCAAAUGCAGUAAGGUAUGUUAAUCCUACCAUGGAUAAUGCGAAUUUAGUUAUUCCUAGAGGUUUGGACAAUUCUAUUGCAAUCAACUUAAUGAUCAAACACAUUCAAAAGCAAUUAGCGUUAAAAUCAUCAUUACAUUUACAAAGUUUGAAGAGUUUGGGUGUGAAUGAAUUUAAUAUUGGAAAUUAUGGAAACCUUAAUUUGUUACCGAAUAAUAACCAUACAAGAGGGAUCAAUUCCGCCUUAUUCAAUAUGUCCACUGAGAGAUCAGAUUUUAUAUUUUAUUUUGAUAGAAUUGCAAUUUUAAUUAUAGAGAAUGCUAUUGAAACAUUUGAAAAUUACAGGUCGAAGAUAGUAAAUACCGCAGGCAAUUACCAGUAUCAAGGAUUGGACCACGUUGAUGAAAUUUUUGCAAUUAAUAUUAUUAGAUCUGGGGAUUGUUUUAUGAAUUCUAUUAAGAAAACAUUUCCUGAGAUAUCUAUUGGUAAAUUAUUGAUCCAAUCUGCAGCAUUGACAGGAGAACCUCAGUUACAUUUCGAGACCUUACCACCAAAUUUGGACAAGAUCGAACAUAAGACGAUAUUGUUAUUUGACGCACAAAUUAUAAGUGGAGCAGCAGCGAUAAUGGCAAUUCAAGUAUUACUUGAUCAUAAGGUAAGGAUGGAAGAUAUAGUAUUUUGCACGUAUUUGUCAACAGAAAUUGGAUUGAGGAGAAUUUUAAACGUGUUUCCUAGGGUUAGGAUUGUGAUUGGGAAAUUAAGUACUAUUGAUGACAGUACUAAAUCGUAUAACCCAGAAAAUUUCAAAGACACCGAUUGGUGUUUCAGAAAUAGAUUCAUUGAUUCUCUCUACUUUGGUACAUAA